AUGGACGAAACAACGGACCGGGAUGCUGACGUGCGGGAAGCUUUCCCGUCCGGUCGGGAGCAGAUGGAAGGUCGGUUUCCCCAGGAAACCAAUAUUGAAGACUUUGGUGUGCAAUGGUUAACGUCGAACGGUAGCGAACUGGAUAAGGAGUACAAGCAACAAAACCUUGGCAUCUUCGAAAGGAUGGAAAUCGCAGGCAACUUGUCGAAUAGUACGUCCGAUUCGAUCAAGGACCUGGAGCAACAAAUCAACAGCUUUUACUUCUAUGAGACUGAGCAAUUUGCAGUAUUAUGGAUAUUAUUCGUAGUGAUCGUGCUGGGUAAUACGGCCGUGCUGGUGACGUUAUUUCUUAACAAAAACCGCAAAUCGAGGAUGAACUUUUUCAUCAAGCAGCUUGCAAUAGCAGAUCUCAGCGUUGGACUGCUAAGCGUGCUGACGGACAUUGUGCAGCGGAUAACGAUCUCCUGGUUGGCCGGGAAUGUCGCCUGCAAGUUGAUUCGCUUCGUCCAGGUAUGGGUGACGUACGCGUCGACGUACGUGCUGGUGGCCCUUAGCAUCGAUCGCUACGAUGCCAUCACGCAUCCGAUGAAUUUCUCGGGCUGCUGGAAGCGUGCCCGCAGACUGGUAGCCGCUGCAUGGGGCUUCAGUGCCGUCUUUUCGUCGCCAAUGUUUUACCUGUACGAGGAGCGUGUCAUACAGAAUCAAGUGCAGUGCUGGAUUGAUUUGGGUGAUCCGUUCCGGUGGCAGGUGUACAUGUGCUGGGUGGCUGCUUCACUUUUCGUCAUUCCGGCGUUCAUCAUUUCAGCUUGCUACGUCAUCAUCAUACGAACGAUUUGGAGCAAGGGUUCGAUGCUGGGACCUGCUCCUGUCGGAACGGGUGCAAACGGAGCAAAACAUCGCCCACUUCGCAAUGGAGCCUGUGCAGAGCUUGCAAGCAGAAGGGCCAGCUCGCGAGGCAUCAUACCACGUGCGAAGGUGAAGACGGUCAAAAUGACGAUCGUGAUAGUGAUCGUGUUUGUGCUCUGCUGGUCGCCGUACAUCGUGUUCGAUCUGCUGCAAGUGUUCGAGCAGAUACCAAAAACGCAAACCAACAUCGCUAUCGCCACCUUCAUCCAAAGUCUGGCGCCACUCAACUCGGCAGCCAACCCACUGAUUUACUGUCUCUUUUCCACGCACUUUGUGCGCACACUGAAAAGACUUCCACCAUUCCGAUGGCUGCUCUCGUCGCCGCUUUGCUGUGCCAGCGAGGAAGACCGCUCGGACAGGGCCCGGUGCGGUACGAUCUCGAACGGAAAUCGUAACCUGCGCAACCAGCACAGCAGCAGCUCGAUGCGAACGCUAACCACCUCGCUGACCGUGUCGACCCGCCGCUCAACCGCUACUAUUUCGACGCGAGGUACGAACGGUGCUGCUGCUAGUGCUGCCGGACGGUUGCUCGUGUAGCGAGGGGUGGUGGGGAGUGGACUGGUGAGCGGGCCGACGGUGCCCGGUGCCACGCAGGUCUAUCUCGAUACCGAAGGUAAAAUAUUCCUCGUGCACAAGACCGCUCUCCACCAACGCCUUG
Anopheles maculipalpis is the source of this 1564-nucleotide messenger RNA. RefSeq names its product cardioacceleratory peptide receptor-like. Gene Ontology annotation, molecular function: vasopressin receptor activity. Gene Ontology annotation, biological process: G protein-coupled receptor signaling pathway. NCBI's taxonomy places the organism in Eukaryota, Metazoa, Arthropoda, Insecta, Diptera, Culicidae. The transcript has 8 exons. The coding region runs from base 1 to 1443 and encodes 480 amino acids. The record is from RefSeq and is a predicted model, not a curated record. Gene Ontology annotation, cellular component: membrane.